CUUGUGUCGUAAGGUUGUGAAUGUUGUGUUCGAGUCGUGGGUAAACUUUUUCCGUGGCCUUUUUUUUUAUUAAAGUUGCUUUGAUUUUGAUAUCAAAGUUUUUUGAAGCCCGGCCGUGGUGUGUAUCGUUCGAUGCAUAUAAUAUCGUGUUACCGCUUCACUUCGAGUGCGUCGCUCUUGGAUUAUUGAACGUCAGCUAUUAGCAAUUCAAAUUGCUUAAUUAUUGCAACCAGAAUACCGUUCAUAGUGGUUCCAAAGGUCAAUAUUUCGCUAGACCGUUCCAUUGAUAAUAAAGUUUUCAAUUGAAUAUUGAAUCGGUGCUUCUUGAUGGAUUGAAUGAAAUCGAAGUUGCAGACACAGGGCAAAGUUUCUGCAAGAUAUUCUGUGAUAAAAGUGCUGCGUCACUUUUCCGGUGGUAGCAGCUGCAAAUAGAAGAAAGUGUAAUCGUUACUUUUUUUUCGAAACUUCGACGGAAAGAGAAAAUCGUAACUCAAGUGUACAUUGGGCAAUUCAAGACUUGCUAAAAUGGCUCCCAGCUUAAGUAAGAUUGCGUCUAAUCAAAACCUGGCGAUAGCAAUUGCUGGGUGCUCCGCAGCCACUUGGAUUAUCUUGUACGGUAAACAGGUGCACAAAGCUCGGAAGCAACGACCUGAAGAUGAAAUUCAGUAUUUCAUCAGUGAGAAAAAAGAUAAACGGACAACGAAAGCACACGUCAAUGCUCUUUUCUUCAAGCAGUUGCGUGCACUAUUAAAGAUAAUUAUUCCUAAAACAUGGAGUGCUGAAAAUGGGCUACUGCUCGUAAUCGCCGCUGCCCUGAUCGCACGAUCUAUCAGUGAUAUUUGGAUGAUCCAGAAUGCAACCGCCAUCGAAAGCACCAUAAUUACAAUGAACAAAGCACGGUUUCGGUCUGCGUUGGUGAAAUAUUUAUCGGCUCUACCCGCUAUUGCGGUAGUGAACAAUGUGCUCAAGUGGAGCAUAGGUGAACUGAAACUUAGGUUUAGAACAAAUCUAUCACAAUAUUUAUACGCAGAGUACCUGAAAGGGUUCACCUACUACAAGAUGUCUAACCUCGAUAACCGAAUAGCUAACGCAGACCAACUGCUAACGACCGAUAUCGACAAAUUUUGCGAAAGUGUGACCGAUCUAUACUCCAACAUCUGCAAGCCGCUACUGGAUAUUGUGAUAUACGUAUAUAGGCUAACGACGAACCUAGGCGGAACCACGCCUGGCAUUUUGCUGCUGUAUCUGUUUUUCUCCGGCGUGUUUCUGACGAAUUUACGCAAACCGACAGGUCGGUUGACGGUGAUGGAGCAGAAGCUGGAGGGAGAGUUCCGAUACGUUAACAGCAGGCUGAUCACCAACUCAGAAGAAAUCGCAUUUUACAAAGGCAACAAUCGUGAAAAGCUUACCAUUCUGGCCAGUUUCAACAAAUUGGUAGCACAUUUAAGAAAAUUUUUAGAAUUCCGCGUCGGCAUGGGUAUAAUUGACAACAUGGUUGCCAAAUACAUCGCUACGGUGGUUGGAUUCUACGCGGUUUCGCUGCCAUUUUUUGAGCCAAACCAUCCAUUGCUAACCGGUGCUCAGGCAAGCGAGAGAUUGAGUAGAUACUACACAUUUGGCCGUAUGUUAGUAAAGCUAGCGGAAGCAAUCGGGCGGUUGGUUCUGGCUGGUCGUGAAAUGUCACGCUUAGCUGGUUUCACAGCUCGCAUGACGGAGCUGACAGUCGUUCUGAAGGAGCUGAAUGCUGGUCGUUAUGAGAGAACCAUGGUCAGUAAUUCGGGAGUAGCUGAUGCCGAAAUUGGCGCAGGCAAGGGUUUACUCAAGUUCCAGGAUAACAUUAUUAAAUUCGAACACGUUCCACUGGUGACCCCAAAUGGCGAUGUGUUGGUAAAAGAUUUAAAUUUCGAGGUACGUUCUGGCAUGAAUGUGCUCGUAUGUGGUCCUAACGGUUGUGGCAAGAGCAGUCUAUUCCGCAUACUGGGUGAACUGUGGCCAACAUGGGGUGGUAAAGUGACAAAGCCACCUGCUGGAAAAUUGUUUUACAUUCCCCAGAGACCGUAUAUGACACUUGGCACACUACGAGAUCAGAUUAUCUACCCGCAUACUCAUCAAGAAAUGAAACGACGCGGCAAAACAGAUGCGGAUCUGCUGGCCUACCUGGAGUUAGUACAGCUUACCUAUCUUCAAGUGCGAGAGAAGGGCUUGGACGCCAUUGAAGAUUGGAUAGAUGUGUUGUCUGGGGGCGAAAAGCAGCGCAUUGCUAUGGCCAGAUUGUUCUAUCAUAACCCACAGUUCGCCAUCUUAGACGAAUGCACCUCAGCCGUUUCGGUGGAUGUCGAAGGAAGCAUGUACGAAUACUGCCGUAAGGUAGGAAUCACUCUAUUCACCGUGUCUCACCGUAAAUCACUGUGGAAACACCACGACUAUUAUCUGCAAUUCGAUGGCCACGGAGCGUACGAUUUCGCUGCGAUAGAUGGUAGCGAACAGCAGUUUGGUUCGUAGAAGUCUCUGCACACCAGCACAAUUAUUUGCAGGAUGUGCGUGUGAGUGAACGAGUUCGGGACGCAGCGCAUAGUGAUAAGUGGUUCCAGGAAGAGGUGCAGGAAACCUGUUUAGUUUUUUGAACACAUCCAAAUAGGCUAACGAAUCGUGCUUUCUUUCAAUUGUAAUAAAAAUGGCUGUUUUGCAAAACUAUAGUUUAUUAUCAAGCAUACUUUUGUUGGCUUAAGCAAUCCAUUGUGUUGCAAUAAAGUAAACAAUACAAU
This is a messenger RNA of Sabethes cyaneus, 2765 nucleotides long. It is a transcript of the gene Pmp70, whose product is annotated as ATP-binding cassette sub-family D member 3. The transcript is spliced from 11 exons. Gene Ontology annotation, cellular component: peroxisomal membrane. The record is from RefSeq and is a predicted model, not a curated record. Gene Ontology annotation, biological process: very long-chain fatty acid catabolic process; peroxisome organization; long-chain fatty acid import into peroxisome. Gene Ontology annotation, molecular function: long-chain fatty acid transmembrane transporter activity; ATP binding; ATP hydrolysis activity. The coding region runs from base 526 to 2502 and encodes 658 amino acids. NCBI's taxonomy places the organism in Eukaryota, Metazoa, Arthropoda, Insecta, Diptera, Culicidae.